UGGUAUGUCCACAGCUCUCCCAGCCCAAGACCCUGUGCUCCGUAAGCUGGACCCGGGGCCGCGCUACCAGCAUGUGAGCGACGGAGAAGGAAGGCUGCAUCUAGUGGAUCUGUGGCAGAAGGCCGGCGAUGUACGAGAGGCGGCCAGAUACAAUCCUGACUCGCAGAACAUAUACCAUCUGUUUACCAGAUUGAAUCCAACAGUGAGCCAGCCUAUGCUGAUUGGCAAUAGCGGUCUCCUCGGCCUGACGAACUACAACCCUCUAAGACGCACCAUCAUACUUCUCCAUGGUUGGAACAGCGGAACCACUUCGGAUUUCAACACUGUGCUUAUACCAGCAUUCCUGCAAGCCGAGGAUCUGAACGUGAUCAUGGUGGACUGGACGGCUGGCUCCAACACCAUCAACUACGCUGCUGCUGUCACCAAUACCAAGACUGCAGGGGAAGGCAUCGCUCGCUUCAUCGACUGGCUGAACGGUGAGACCGGGGCCUCCGCGACCCACUACCACAUCGUGGGGCACAGCCUCGGGGCCCACAUGGCCGGUAUCAUCGGUCGGAACUUGAACGGGGCUCCGGCUUAUCUGACAGCCUUGGAGCCCGCUCUUCCCGGUUUCAUCACGAAUGAUGACAAGUUCCGAGCCAACGACGGAGCCUACACCGAGGUCAUCCACACCAACGCUGGCAACCUGGGCUACGUCAGCACCCUGGGUCACGUUGACUUCUACCCCAACGGCGGCAUUAAUAUGCCUGGAUGUGACGGCAUGUCCUGCGACCAUGCCAGGUCGUACUACUACCUCGGCGAGUCCCUGACCUCUGGAGGCUUCACGGGCCGCCGGUGCGCCACCUACGUGGGAGCCAUGACCGGCAACUGUCUGCUGUUCGGCAACCUGCAAAUGGGAGGACUCGUGCCGAAGACCGGACAAUCUGGAAUCUUCUGGCUGGAGACCAAUGCUCAACCGCCUUUUUCCAGGGGCUAACUUAUUUACAUUAAUUAAUAAACAUGGCA
This is a messenger RNA of Cydia fagiglandana, 1005 nucleotides long. Its product is annotated as lipase member H-like. The coding region runs from base 5 to 976 and encodes 323 amino acids. The transcript has 7 exons. Gene Ontology annotation, molecular function: lipase activity. The record is from RefSeq and is a predicted model, not a curated record. Gene Ontology annotation, biological process: lipid catabolic process. Lineage: Eukaryota; Metazoa; Arthropoda; Insecta; Lepidoptera; Tortricidae.